Molecule: messenger RNA, 525 nt
Organism: Knipowitschia caucasica
Lineage: Eukaryota; Metazoa; Chordata; Actinopteri; Gobiiformes; Gobiidae
Source: the annotation of a GenBank genome assembly
AUGAGUUCUCAAAAAGGAAAUGUUUCGCGUUCGCGUUGUCAAAAACAUCAUAAUACAGUUGCUUUCAAAAAUGACAAGUACGGAGCUACAGUACAAGUCCAGAAGGCGAAGUCAAAGGUUCAUGACGGUCUUUGCCAGCAUUGUAAAGACGUGCUCGAAUGGAAAGUCAAAUACAACAAAUACAAAACUCUUACACAGCCUCGCAAAUGUGUUAAAUGUUCUCAGAAGAAUAUAAAGGAUGCUUAUUAUGUCGUCUGCAAACCCUGCUCCCUUCAGCUAGAGAUCUGCUGUAAAUGUGGCAAGAAAGAAGAAAUUGUAAUUCCCGUGAAUUCCCAUCUGGAUGUUAAAGAAGAGGAAGAAGGCGUAUGUCAGAAGAAAAAGAGAGGUUGUCAGAAGGAUGACGAGCUGAACAGUGAAGAAGAGGUUGAUGACUUUGAAGAUGGUGAACAUAGUGACGCUGAUAUAGACAAAAUCAAGGAUACAGCUGGUCUCGCUGCCAUCUCUAAAAUCCACAUAAAAGACUGA